Baudoinia panamericana UAMH 10762 is the source of this 2389-nucleotide messenger RNA. RefSeq lists its product as uncharacterized. Gene Ontology annotation, molecular function: syntaxin binding. Gene Ontology annotation, cellular component: GARP complex. The record is from RefSeq and is a predicted model, not a curated record. Gene Ontology annotation, biological process: retrograde transport, endosome to Golgi; endocytic recycling; Golgi to vacuole transport. Lineage: Eukaryota; Fungi; Ascomycota; Dothideomycetes; Mycosphaerellales; Teratosphaeriaceae. The transcript has a single exon. The coding region runs from base 74 to 2083 and encodes 669 amino acids.
AGGUCGACAUUCACUGCAGUGGAAGAUUAUCAAUUGCUCAUGAUGCUCCGACAAUAGUCGCGAAGCGGCGGCGAUGUGGUUGGACCGCUUCUCUGGUCAACCUAACCAGUCGCCAGCAACAGCAGCAUCCCUUAACCGAACAUCUUCUCCGGCUCCGCGGAGGGCUGUUCAACUCGGACCCAGCACAUUACCCCGGCGGCCAGGCCUGAACCCUCGGUCGUCUUCGUUGUCGAUUGCAUCGUUUGGCGGGUCGUUAGAGAGCCUGCCGGCCGCAGCUAGAUUAUCAAAUGGCAGCAGUCUCAAGCAAGAGCUUACGAAUCCGCCGAAUAUCGACGUUGUAGAUCCAUUAGAUGUACUACAUGGCAUUCUUGGCGCCGUUGACAGCGAUGCUGCACAGACUGACAGUGCUGCCCUGGACGAUGACCCUAUAAGGCCUCGAGUGCUUACGGAAGAUGUUGAUUUUGGUGGGCGCAGCUUGCAGGAGUUCGCGAACUCCACGCUUGCUAGAACGAAUGCCGAAUCAUAUCCACCGGCUGCCGAAUCACCCCUUGUGGAAGACUUUGAGCGCCAGAGAGACAAGUUCGAGGAAUUGCACAAGUCAAUUCUAGCUUGUGACGAAGUGUUAAAGUCCGUCGAGACGUACCUUACCAGCUUCCAAGCCGAUCUGGCUGCCGUCUCGUCCGAGAUCGAGCACUUGCAGGAUCGAUCGACCCAGCUGAACAACAAGCUAAAUAACAGAAAAGCUGUUGAGAAGGUACUAGCUCCAGAGGUCGAGGCUUUCGCUGUUUCGCCGGUCAUUGUGCGUAAGAUUACAGAAGGCACGGUCGAUGAAGCGUGGGUCAAGGCGCUGGAGGAGUUCGAAAAGCGUUCCAAACUGCUUGAAGCUAAGGUUAAGGAGGGUAGAGAUAUCAAAGCUGUCCAGGACAUACGGCCAUUUAUCAACGAUGUCUCCACCAAAGCUGUGGAGCGCAUACGAGACUACGUAGUCGCUCAGAUCAAAGCACUUCGCUCGCCGAACAUCAACGCGCAAGUCAUACAACAAAUGCUGCGCUAUCGCAAUGUCUUCGGGUUCCUGUCCAGUCGGCAGCCGCAGCUGGCCGAGGAGAUGGCGCAAGCUUACAUCAACACCAUGCGCUGGUACUACACCACCCACUUCUCCCGCUACAAGACCGCUCUCGACAAACUCAACAUCUACGCAAUAGAUCAAACCUGCACCAUCGCAGCCGACCCGGCCGCAAAACGAGCAGCCAAGGCCGAAAUGAGCUUCGACCCCUUCUCCAUCGGCCGACGAGGCGACCUCCUCCGCGCCACCACCCACGAAGGCGCCCUGCCCUCCUUCGCCGCCGAAGACGACAAAUCCAUCCGACCGCUCGAAAUCCCCUUCCGCGCCUUCAACCUCGCCCUCAUCGACAACGCCACAGCCGAAUACGGCUUCCUCACCGAGUUCUUCACCCAACACUCCUUCCAAACCACCAACCGCAAGUUCACCGACGUCUUCGCCCCGACGUUCCAAAUGGGCCAGGAGCUCACAAAGCGGUUGAUCGAAUCCACGCUCGAUGGGUUGGGAGUCCUGCUCUGCGUGCGUCUGACACAACAUUUCGCGUUCGAAUUGCAACGUCGCAAAGUACCCGCCAUGGAAGGGUAUGUGAAUGCGACGAAUAUGCUCCUCUGGCCCCGCUUCCAGCAAAUCAUCGACGCGCAUUGCGAUAGCAUACGCAAACUCACUGCCUCUCUACCCGGUAAACCCGCCGGCUCGGCACUCAACCUCACAUCAUCCCCAUCCUCGGCGCAGACAACGGCGCCACACCCGCUCACGCAGCGGUUCGCGAACCUCGUGCACGGGAUCUUGUGUCUGAGUAGUGAGGCUGGAGACGACGAGCCGGUGUCGCAUAGCCUGAGGAGGUUGGGGGCGGAGUUUGAGGUGUUCUUGGUGAAGAUGAGUAAAGGGAUUGCCGCGGAGGCGAGGAAGAGGGAGAGGUUUUUGUAUAAUAAUUACUCGUUGGUUUGUACGAUUGUUGCGGAGACGGAAGGGAAGUUGGCUGAGGAGGUGAGGGGCCAUUUCGAGGGGUUGAGGGAUGGGUAGCUAAACUAAGAGAAUAUUAUAUAUGUAGAAUCUCUAACUAAGUAAUACUUUGUUAUCGACUACUAGACUACCCGACGAGUACCAACUCUAUUCAUAACAACGGAAUCACCUAGCUUCUAUUAUAUGAGUACGACGGCACGUAACACCUAGUUAGACUUAACAUUCAAUUAUUGACUUCUAGUGGACUAUAGUCCUCUCAAGACAAUCUAGCCACUACCGCAACUUAUUCGCUCGGUAACUUCAUCUUCCGAGUAGAAGCGCUAUCGGCUCGUUUCCGAGGUGUAGCCUUUUGGCCAAAGGUGCGAC